Molecule: messenger RNA, 829 nt
Organism: Ahaetulla prasina
Lineage: Eukaryota; Metazoa; Chordata; Lepidosauria; Squamata; Colubridae
Gene: CAMK2N2
Product: calcium/calmodulin dependent protein kinase II inhibitor 2
Exons: 2
Coding region: 196-429 (77 amino acids)
Biological process (GO): negative regulation of protein kinase activity
Molecular function (GO): protein kinase binding; calcium-dependent protein kinase inhibitor activity
Source: RefSeq, a predicted model, not a curated record
CGCCCAGCUCUUCUUCUUCCUCUUCUUCUUCGCAGCAGCAGCAGCAGCCGCCUCUCUCGUUCCAAAAAGCCCAGCCAAGGCUACCCAAGGAGCUUUUCCUCUUCUUCGCCUUCGCCGCUUUGCUUUGCUUUGCUUUGCUUGCUUUGCCUCUACCCCACCGCCGCCGCCGCCACCCCCUCUCUACACCCCGCCACCAUGUCUGAGAUCCUGCCCUACAACGACGACAAAGUGGCCCGCUAUGGCACCGACUCGGAGGUGGGCGACCUCUCCUUCAGCUGCCGCCUCCAGGACACCAACUCCUGGGGCAACCAAUCCAAGCGGCCCCCCAAGUUAGGACAGAUCGGACGAGCCAAGCGAGUGGUAAUCGAAGACGAUCGAAUAGACGAGGUGCUGAAGGGCAUGGCUGGGAAGUCGCCGUCCGGGGUAUAAAGCGGGCACCGCAGCGCCUCUGCACCAGCUGCAGCGGAUUUUCCCCCGAAUUUUUAAAAGCACUUUUGGCUGUGCAUGUUUGUUGGGAUUGUGGACAAACCAGAAAAGCACGGAAGAAGAUGAGGCUGCUGGCAACACCCUCCACCUAACCAACGCGACCCCGGCCCGAAGAAGGAACUGAUUGUGGGGAGGGGGGGGGACACACCGUCAUCUCUCUCUUUCUUUCUCUCUCUCUCUCUCUCUCUCUCUCUCUCCCUCCCCUCCUUCCUCCUCCGCCGCUUUCCACGGAGCGCCGCGGGACGCCGAGACCUUGUCAUCUCAACGUUGUCGUCCGUCCCCCCCAUCCCCCCGUGGCCGUACACGGGACGCUGAUGCCCGAUCCCGGAGUUUUCAAACGACC